Schistocerca gregaria is the source of this 4482-nucleotide messenger RNA. Its product is annotated as glycine N-methyltransferase. Gene Ontology annotation, cellular component: cytosol. The transcript has 7 exons. The record is from RefSeq and is a predicted model, not a curated record. The coding region runs from base 621 to 1547 and encodes 308 amino acids. Lineage: Eukaryota; Metazoa; Arthropoda; Insecta; Orthoptera; Acrididae. Gene Ontology annotation, molecular function: glycine N-methyltransferase activity; identical protein binding; S-adenosyl-L-methionine binding. Gene Ontology annotation, biological process: protein homotetramerization; one-carbon metabolic process; regulation of gluconeogenesis.
UCUGCUUGUUCGUCCCGUAAGUCCCAUGCCAUUUGACAGCUAAUGUAAUGUGAUUUGUUGGGCUUCGUCCACUCCCACCAUCGCGCAUGUGCAAGGUCCAUGCCUAACCUACACCACUCACCAGGCGGGGACUCCCUCUUGUACCCGUAAAUUUUAUCGCUUGAAAGCAAAUUAAUAAUAAUAAUAAUAAUGAAAGCAUGGAACGAGAAAAGUGAGCUCUCGUCUCCUAUGCUCCAGGUUCUCUUUAAAGAAUGGUAGCCUUAUGACUUGGUCCUGAAUUUUGAAAAGGAAUUGAGAUUCAAUACUACAGCAAAAAAUUAAACCAUAGGGCAUGACCGGCUAAGACAGUGAAUGGUACAUCGACUUAAAGGAUUCUUGUUUCCGUGUCCUUUUACUCACAAUGCGUACUACAAUGCAAUAAUGCUAGGUUCUCUGUAUUGUUUAGUUAAAAAAAAAAAAAGCCACAGGAUGGCCACGAAAGAAAACAGUACGUAGUGGCCCGAAGUCAUCCGAAUUGUAACGAGUCCUCCGCUCCCGCUAAAGUACCGAGACAAUUGUGCGUAGUUGAUGCCAUUGUUUUCCUUGUUCAGCAUACGGGGAAACUUUAGCGCUGCAUAUGAAUGGCGUCGAAACUGCAGAAAACAGAAAUGGACAACGUAUUCCACAUGCGGUCGGCAGGUGCCGCUGCCGAAGGAGUCCGGGACCAGUAUGCCGAUGGCAGGGCAGCACGCGUUUGGGAGGCAUUCAUUGGAGACAAGAACUCCCGCACGCAGAAUUACCGCAACUUCCUGGUUGGACUCUUGAGGAAGAAUGGCUGCCAAAGAAUUUUGGAUGUUGCCUGUGGCACCGGGAUUGAUUCGAUAAUGCUGCUAGAAGAAGGAUUUGAGGUCACUUCAGUAGACGCAUCGGACAAGAUGCUCAAGUACGCACUUCGGGCUCGCUGGAAUCGCAGAAAGGAGCCAGCUUUUGACAAGUGGGUAAUCGAGGAAGCCAAUUGGCUGACCCUCGCCGAUGAUAUAGCUGACCUUGUCGGAGAUGGCUUCGACGCAGUGAUCUGCCUUGGAAAUUCAUUUGCGCAUCUGCCCGAUGUCACAGGAGACCAGAGGGACCAAAAGAAGGCUCUGGAAAAUUUCAAGAAAUGUGUAAAACGUGGAGGAUUGCUUCUCAUUGAUCAUCGGAACUAUGACGACAUUCUGGAGACUGGGAAAACUCCGAAGCACUGUCUGUACUACAAUAGUAAGAGAACAACAGAAAUUGUAACUUCCGUGCUGUACGUGGAAGCGAAGCCAACUGUUGUUACUCUGGACUACCUGCUCGACAUGUCUGAUGAAAAAGAGAAGAAUGUGCAAAACGGAGUAACUCCUGAUGACACAAUUGCUAGGUUCCGUCUCUCGUACUACCCGCACAGAUUGGAGGUAUUUAAGAGGAUGCUGCAAGAUGUCUUUGGCGCAAAGUCUGAACACACACUGUAUGGUGACUUCAAACAGCUUCACGAGAUUGACAACCCUGCGUUUUAUAUUCAUGUUGUACAGAAAGCCUUCAUCUGAGCUACUAACUGUGUUGUUUAUUAUGUGAUACUUUCUAAAUGACUAGAAAUGAGUGGUACUGUGAAAUUUAAAAAGCAAAACAAAACAAAAAUAUGUGGGCAACAAAAAAUCUGACUGAAAUAGCAGCAGUAUGAAAAGGAUAGAUUGCUGCUCGCCCCAUAGAAUAGGCAUUAAAGCACAUUUAAAUGACACUACUAGAUAUUAUCUGCUAUCGGACUAAGGCCAUUGUCAGACUGACACAAAAUGGAACACACGUGUGUGUGCGUGCAUACGUGCGCAUGCGCCCACACACACACACACACACACACACACACACACACACACACACACACACACACGUGGCCACAUUCAUCUCCGCGCACUAAGGCCAGACUGCAAUUCCAUCUGAGGUGAACGGCAAUCUUUGCCAGAAUGGGUAGUGGAAAUUGGGGACUAGCGAGGGUUAAGGCCAAGGGGGUUCCAGUUAAUGAAGUAUACAUUAUAGGUAGCAUUACUACCCAGGCACUUCCAAAAAAGCUGUUGCCGGAGGGCAGAAUGUGUAUGGCACAGAUAGCCAAAGUCUAGUGCACCGUGUCGGGCAGCACGCUCGACCUCAGUUAGGUGAUGGCCAGACAGAUCAUCAAUUCGUGCUGGUGUAGCUUUCGCAAGUGAGGUGGGAGAUGUGUGUGAGACAACUGGAGUUGGUGAUGGUGGGAGGUUGUAUGUAUAAACUGUUUGUGAUUUGUUUUGUCUGUAUCUGAUGAAGAGCUUAGUCUGAGAGCUGACAAUAUCUGGCAACCUUUUCUCAAUGUGUCUGUGUGCCACUCUGUGCAGUGCACAGCAAUCUGUCCUUUUCAUAUUAUUGAGCUGCAAAAAAUUCAGAUAAAUGGGGAAAAUAGGGAAACAAAGGACAACAGAAGAAGUAAGUUGGUGUUAAUAUUUAGCUGAUAGGAAGAGGCAGAAUGUGUCCUGUGUGGAUGUGGCGAGAGAUAAAGCCAUUCAGGGAUAGUGUGGGGAAAAAUUGUAAGAGAUCUAAAUGAAACAAGUGGAGUACAAGGAUUUAGAUGUGUAGUCAAUCAGAGAGGAGUGUAACUUCAGUAAAUAUGGGCAGGUUAUAAUAGGUGACAGAAAGGAAGCUAAAGUGUGAGAAAUAAUGUAGUACAGAUAAAAUCUGGUCUAUAUUAUAAAAAUAGAGACUGAAAGACAAUGGUGCAUUGAUGAAUGGACUGAGUAUGGUAGUUGAGAUCUGGGAGCUGCGGAAGCACGUUGUGCUGAAAUUGUGGCAGUCUGUAGUAAGGGAAGUCAACUUGGCAGCUGUAUCUCAUAUGUUCUGUGACUGAUCACAAAUUAAACGACUGCAAAGCAAUUGUUUUGCUGGCUCUCUUCUGUGUAUUUGCACAUUGUGUUUAGUUGAGGCUACAAAGACAUUAUUUUGUAACUUUUCUUCCCCAAAAAUGUAUAGGCAGUAGAAAUGGUGUGUUGCAUUGUAAAGAAACUAUUUAACUUGCAAUGUUCCUGCGGUGGUGUCCAAUGGUUAUAAGAACUCUAAUCAGAAAUGUGGUUUUUUACUGUGUAAAGUUUUCCCCAGAUAUUACAGUAUUGGAAAAGGUCUCAGAUUUCUCCUUAAAGAGUUUGGGAUUAAAAAUGUUUUUCACUAUUUCACAUACCUAUCUGCCCAGCUAGGUUUCAUCAAGGAGAAAGUUGCCUGAGAUAGCUAGGUAGUUAAAACUCCUCCCCUGAAACCUCCCACUACUAAGGAUGUACACCCAAAGACCAACGUCGUAUGCAUUUCAGGCAACUGAGAAAAAUAUGCAGUUGCUGAGCAUUUUGCAUGGAAUGGGCUAAAACAACAUGAGGGUACUCAUUACACCAUCAAAGAAGCUAUCUCCAUUCAUGUAAUUGGUAAUAAAUAGGCACAUCAAAUAGCACCUCAGCAACACAGCACCUGAAGUUGCCAAAAUUAUGUCACCCAUUGAGAACACUGCAGUGAAGACUGACUACGUAGUUUCUGACUGAAGAAUUUAACUGAAGGUCUGUUUUCACUAUGUUUCAACACAGUGCACCAUUACCUCACCUGGUACUAGCAAUCACUCAUUUUACAACAAUUUGUGUCAUUCUGACCUUACCCACAAAUAAAAACCACUUCCAUGUGAAGGUGACGAGUGGGUGAUACCCAAGAGCUCCUAAACUAAUGUGGUUCUUAUGUCUGUGAUCCAUAAUGAAAACUGUUCCCAAAGAAAACACUCUCAUGUACUAUGUCCUGAGUCUAACAUUGUGUACAAAAAAAGAGGAAAUAAUUUGCAUGUGUACACCAUAUCGAACAGCAGUGGCGAUGUUUAUUUGACAGUAUGUUGGUUUAAAAUCACCACGUAUCUCUACUCGUUUUUCCUCAGGAAGUGUUUUUCCAGUAGUGUGCAUGGGCAAUCUGUAUUUUUCAUAACUUUUUAAAACAGUUGUGUUGUGUAUUUCACUAACCUCUUUCCCAGAUUUAAGAUCUGCUGUAGCUCACUAUCUUACACUGUGUCAAUUAUCCUGUGAUAUUACAUAGCUUCACACAAAAUCACAUCUCACCAGUAAUUUCUUCCUUUUUUAAUACAAAGAAGAAAUUUUUAUUUCUUAAAGAUCAAAAACUAAUUAUUGUCAUAACUGGUAUUUGAUGAUACAAUCGUAGUAUUGAUGUCUCGACAGAAAAGCCUGUAUGUAUUCUACUUAAUAAUAUAAAGCUUAUUGUAAGUAUGCACUAGCAGUGAUACGUAUUCUACUUAAUAACAUAAAGCUUAUUGUAAGUAUGCAAUAGCAGUGUAUAUGUGUAUGAGAUAAAAUGUCCUAUAGAUUAACAUUUUGUAAAGUAGAUAUUGCUUGUUGUUCCUCAGUGAGGCUGCAGAGAGUAGUGUAACUGCGAUGUGUACUAAAAAUGAACAAUAAAGUGAUUAUUUUCUUAUAAAAUUUAACAUAA